Messenger RNA from Trypanosoma grayi, 2778 nucleotides. RefSeq lists its product as hypothetical. The transcript has a single exon. Lineage: Eukaryota; Euglenozoa; Kinetoplastea; Trypanosomatida; Trypanosomatidae. Bases 1 to 2778 code for a protein of 925 amino acids. The record is from RefSeq and is a predicted model, not a curated record.
AUGGCGGGGCUGCCUCUUCCCACCACAGAAGGUGGCACGGAAAGCGCCUCACCCUCAUUGCUCUCCGCCGUGGGUAAUGAGUGGGUGCGCAUUCGUGCCUAUUUCAUGGAGGUACAAAUGUUGGAGGGAGAGCCCGAUUUUGAUGAGAUUUGUGAUCGUCUGGCCCAAGUAGAGCAUUCCCUUCAGGUCAUACUUGAUGCGCUCCUGCAGGAGCACACUCAGAUGAUGCCGCCGCGGGCUGUAUCACGGUUUAGGUUUGGAGAUAGGGGGAGUGUGAGCAGCAUCAGUAGCAAGAGUAGUUUUUUUGUGUCCUCGCAAGGACAUACACCCCAUGUCUACUACGGCAAUGGUGGAACUGCGGAGGGAGCGGCGCGGCUGCCACCGUGUUACACGUUUCUGUUUAGCGACAUGACGCCCCCCACCCCUGUCGACGCGAAUACCGAGACGGAAGAAGGAUUGUCAGCCAUCGGACAAGCGUUCCUGCUCUCACUGUGCCAAUUUGCGAAGCACAACGAACCGCCUGGCACGCGGUGUAUCAUCCUUCGCUUCUUAACGCGCCUGCUCUCUGAAGUCGAUCUCCCGCGGUCGCCGGUUAUGGGGGACCCGCCACGGUCGCUGCUGCAGCUGUUCCCAAGCAAUACAGUGGUGCCGCUGAUGGACAUGAUUCGCCAAGUCGGGGUGGCGCUACGAUCAAAAACAGGAAGAAGGAACUCUUUAAGUGCAAUGUCGGCGUCAUCUCCCUCAGAUGUGGGCAAAGACGCAAUCGACGAUGAGCGUGAGGCUUAUCUUUCGCUCCUGUGUGCCAUAGCUGAAAGGAUAGAGCAGGUUCCUGCACUGGCCGCCUUUUUUCUACCGGCGAUGACAACAGACUCCGAGAAUGAAACAGGACAAGACGCGGCCUCCGCCAGCGAGGCCCCUUCCGUCCUGCUGCACGCCUUUUUGGAAUACAUCACGCUUCGUCAUGGGUCACUGGAGUCCAAGAAGCGGAAUGAUAUUUGUCGGCUAGCGCUACGAGGCCUGUUGACCCUUGCCAAGUGCCCUGACCCGGUCAUUCAGGACUAUGUGAAGAAGCAUACUUCCGCCGUGUCGAUAACGUUAAUAGAAGCACGCACAGCCCUCUUAACUCUGUGCAAAGUGCCUGACAACGACGAUGCUGCAGCACAACUUUGCUGCAUCUGUGAAGUGUUGCGUUUCUGGUCGCAGUUGCUGCUGCUGGCCCCUGCCGUUGCGGAGGAAUGGAAAGUGGAGCAGAUCAUUGAAUGCAACUUUGUGCGUGAGGCGCUCCUGCCUCUGUUCCGAUCUACCGACGACACCGUGUACGCUGCCGCUGCCAUUGUGACAGCGAGGACGGUGCAUGCUGUGGGCCCGAUGUCUCCCCUCUACGUAUCUACUGUUACGCGCGCGCUGCUCGGCACACGCGUGGACCCCUUGACGGGGAAACUGGCGCGCGCGCAUACUGCUGGUGCUCAUACCUCUUCGUCGAACACAGUGUCACUAAUCGACUACGCUCUUCUGCCACGUCUCAGUGUGGAGAGUGACAGCGACUGGAGAAUCGUCAAUGUCACCCUCCACCUUUUCAACACCCUUGCGCAGUACGAGCCGGCACUGUUCAUGGAGCUCGCGCUCUCACUAUCAAUGUCCACCCUCGCCGAGGUAUACAUGAGUGGCCUCCGACCCAGUGUGCAGCGUCGGGCGAAGCCUUCUAAUGGCGCUACCGAGGGCAAAGUAAAAGAGGGCAAUGCUCCCGUGGUGGCCAAGGCCAGACACGUCGACUGCUUUCUGCAGCCGGGGCUUGAAGUGGACCUUUCCGCUGCAUCAACGGCCCCGCCGCUGGACAUAGCGGAGUGUUUCCCCGCGCGGCUUCGUGCGCCGAAGGGCGUCCUGCUGUGGACCACCGCGGAGUGCAUCGCGGAGGAUAUCCUCACCCACCUGCUCCUUGUGGAGAGCCACGUUCCCAUUUGGUUGCUCGAGGAGCGGCAGCGCGUCAUGAACCGCUCCUGCAGGAAUGUGAGCGGGAAUUUGAUGGGUUUGUCCCCCGAGGGCGAAAGCUGCACGGUGUCUCAAGCAACGUCCCCCGACCCGCAAGCCGUGGACGGCGCGCAGAACACCCGGAAGAACAUUUGGUUUCAUGAGGGAGUGCACCAAUCGCCUCUUGUGGUGCGGCUCUGUGAGCUCACGUCGUCUAUGUUGUCGAUCCCAUCAGAUGUGUGCACGCUUCUGACGAAUCUGUGGUCCACUUUGUGUGUCCUUCCAGACUUCCGUGUGCUGUACACACUCCUGGACCCGGACCACGGCCGCCUCCGCCACGCGCUGCUCAAACUGCGCGACGCUGUUGACGAGGGACUCCAGCACGACGAGAAUGUAGCCUUUGCAGUUGCGUCCGCGGCGGCGGCUCUCGCAGCGGGAAAUACUGUUAAAGCGCCAGCCGUAGGCAAUGCGGCACCCCAUGAAAUAAUCACCGUCGCAGAGAAUAAGUCCUCCACGGGCCUUGCUCACAACGCCGCCCCCCACCUGUACACACGCACCUAUUUGUACUCGCAGUUCAUUCAGUUGGGGCCGUCGCUGCGCUGGGUCAGGGACGUGGUCGAGCGGGAGUUCCCCAAUCAUGAAUUGUUCAUGGCCCUCAAGAAGCACCGUGUCUUUCUGGAGGCGUGCGCGUGUGUGGAGGCAUUUCGCAUGGAGUUGGACGCGGUUGUCGGUCAUGUUGCGCUAUCGCACAACCUCAUGUGUCUUCAAACAGGGAAAGGGCAGCAGGUCAAGAAAGCUGCGCAUGCAUAG